AUGACGUUCGCGCCCCUCGCCGAGACGACUCUCUUCAAACCGCUGCAGAUAGGCGCCCUGAAACUGGAGCACCGCGUGGUUCAGGGGGCUACCACUCGAAUGCGGGCGAGCAAGGAAUCCGACGGUGUCUAUGUACCCAACGACCUCGUCGUGGAGCUGUAUUCGCAGCGUGCCUCCAAAGGCGGACUCCUGAUCACCGAGGCCACGCCUAUCAGUCGUUAUGCCGCUGGCUAUCCCGGUGUCCCAGGCAUCUUUACCCCAUCCCAGAUUGCCGGCUGGAAGCGCGUCACCGACGCCGUUCAUGCCAAGGGAGCGUUUAUUCUCUGCCAGCUCUGGCACGUCGGCCGAGCGUCCUGCCCUUCCUUUCUCGACGGCCGUCGGCCAGUGUCCGCAAGCGAUAUCCCCAUCUCAGGCAAGGCUUUGGAUGGAACGGAGUAUGCCGAUAAUCCUCCACGGCCAAUGACUGUCGAGGAGAUCAAGGAGACGGUGGCCGAAUAUGCAGCUGCAGCAAAGAGAGCCAUGGAGGCAGGCUUCGACGGAGUCGAGAUUCACGCUGCCAAUGGGUAUCUCCUCGAGCAAUUCCUCCACGACAACAUCAACAACCGAACGGACGAGUACGGCGGCUCUGUGGAAAACCGCUGUCGGUUCACUCUAGAAGUGAUCGAUAUCGUCACGGCUGCUGUCGGCGCAGACCGCGUGGGCAUCCGUCUCUCGCCGUACAACUACUUCCAGGACACCCGCGACUCAGAUCCCAAUGGACAUUGGGUAUAUCUGUGCGAGCAGAUCGCCGCCCUGCCUCCCGAGCGUCGUCCUAGCUACGUGCACAUGAUCGAGCCUCGAUUCGACGAAGUGCUCGACGAGAAGGCCAAAUUGGAUGCCCUCUCGGCUUAUACCGAGAAUGGCGUUGAGGCAGAAGCGACAGCUACCAAACGGCUGGUUGGUAGCACUCUCGACCACUUCCGACCCGUGCUGCAAAAGGCCGGCAUUAAAUUUUUGGCCGCUGGAAACUUCAACCGCGACAAUGCUGUGCCUAAGCUGGAUUCAGACGCGGCCGAUGCCAUCGUCUUUGGCCGCUGGUUCAUCGCCAACCCCGACCUGCCACGCCGCUUGAAGGAGGGAUUGCCUUUGAAUCCCUAUGACCGGUCGACUUUCUAUGGAGCGGACCCCCCUCAGAAGGGCUACACCGAUUAUCCCUUUUAUGACGACAAGGCACAAGUCGAGUGCAACAGCAUGAGCCUGAACAAAAAGACGGAUGGUGUAUGUACGUAG
Messenger RNA from Rasamsonia emersonii CBS 393.64, 1269 nucleotides. Its product is annotated as 12-oxophytodienoate reductase. Lineage: Eukaryota; Fungi; Ascomycota; Eurotiomycetes; Eurotiales; Trichocomaceae. The record is from RefSeq and is a predicted model, not a curated record. The transcript has 3 exons. Bases 1 to 1269 code for a protein of 422 amino acids. Gene Ontology annotation, molecular function: FMN binding; NADPH dehydrogenase activity.